This is a messenger RNA of Nymphaea colorata (pocket water lily), 4481 nucleotides long. Its product is annotated as disease resistance protein RPV1-like. NCBI's taxonomy places the organism in Eukaryota, Viridiplantae, Streptophyta, Magnoliopsida, Nymphaeales, Nymphaeaceae. Gene Ontology annotation, molecular function: ADP binding; protein binding. The record is from RefSeq and is a predicted model, not a curated record. Gene Ontology annotation, biological process: signal transduction; defense response. Bases 563 to 4282 code for a protein of 1239 amino acids. The transcript is spliced from 5 exons.
AAUAAAUUAUUUAAGGGGCGUUUGAUUACUUAGAUUUAACGUGACAUGGUUUUGUUGAUCUGGCCAAAGGUCCACAACAAUUUUGUAUUGAGAAAAUGUGUGAUUUAAGAUUGGAAGAGGGAGGGUUUGAGCAUAAAUGCAUGCAUCUCAAAUCUUGGGGAUUUCCAAUGCAACUCUAAUGGGGGUAUAAGGUCCCUCCCCUUUAUUGCCAAAGAAUCAAAGAAUGAGUCCAACAAGAACGGACAAACAAGAAAACCCUCAAUAAGGGCUACUUUAAAGCGACGAGGGAUCCAAGAAACAAAUCAAAACAAAAACGAAAAGUACCACCGCUUCAAUGAAUUUACCGGAACAGACGAGAAAAAUGCUUCCAAUGAUGUCUUGUUCUGCGUCUCUGGCCAUUUAUAUUUGGCACCCACUUUCCCAAGUUCUAGAGGAAACUGGUACAGCUUCUCCCGAGCCGAAGAAGGGAUAAAGGCACUAAAGUUAUGCCCCAUCGUUUCGGAGGAAGUAAGAACUAGGCAAACAAACUGUUGGAGGAGUGGACGCUUGUCUUGAAGGUGAAAUGGAAGCAUCGUCAUCGUCAACAAAAUUUGAGUAUGAUGUACCGUCAACAAAAUUUGAGUAUGAUGUAUUUUUGAGCUUCAGAGGGGCGGACACUCGAAAGGGGUUUACAGGCCAUCUCUAUGAUCGCCUAAAGCUUCACGGCGUCUCGGCCUUCAAGGACAGUGAAGACCUUGAGAAAGGCCAAGAGAUCGGUGAAUUGCUGAGCUACAUCGUUAGGUCCAUGAUCUUCAUGCCCAUCUUUUCAAAGGGGUAUGCAGAGUCGAGAUGGUGUUUGAAGGAGAUCAGCAUGAUGGUGGCAUGUGAGAGGCUCAUCAUUCCCGUGUUCUUCGACGUAGAACCUGUAGAGGUUCGUGAUCAGAUUGAACAUUUUGCUUCUGCUUUUGAACGACACGAAAGGGAUGCCAACAUGGACCAGGUGAGCAAUUGGAGGCACGCCUUGAAGACAGUGGGCAAGUUAAGUGGUUUCCAUCUCAAAAACGACACCAACGGGAAUGAGGCAGAGCUAAUUAAUUGCAUUGUCAAAAGGUUGCUAACUGAAGUAAGAAAGCUUCCUUUCCUACUUCCCCAACACCUAAUUGGCGUUGAUGCUCAUGUUCACGAAGUGAAGAAAUUACUUGGCAAAUAUUGCAGGACUGUACAAUUCAUUGGUAUCCAUGGGAUGGGAGGCAUUGGUAAAACAACAAUUGUAAAGGCCAUUUACAACGACCUAUUUCUUGAGUUUGAAGCUAGCAGCUUUCUUUUUAAUAUUAGGGAGAACUUUCAACAGCACAGAGAACUGGAGCUACAACGGCAGCUCACUAGUGACAUCGUCAAAAUCGAAGAUCCACGAAUAUAUAGCGUUGAACAUGGGAAAAUCAUGAUAAAGAACAGAAUGAAUUCCAAAAGGGUGCUAAUUAUCUUAGAUGACGUUGACGGCAGGAACCAAGUAGAUGCAUUGGCUGGUGCAAGUGAUUGGUUUGGACAUGGAAGUGUGAUCUUCAUGACAACGAGAAACAAGAAGGUAUUAAAAGAAUGUGGUCUGAGUGAAGGUCAAAUUUACAAGGUGAAUGGUCUAAACUAUGACCAAUCAUGUGACUUGCUUAAGUUUCAUGCUUUUAAAGGUAGGGAACCAGAAAAUGGUUGUCGUCAGCUGUUGGAUGCAUUUGUUAAAGGCAAAGGUAGCAGGGGGAUACCAUUGGCACUUGAAGUGAUUGGAUCCACUUUAUCCCAAAGUGAAGUACAAGAUUGGAAACAUGUACUCAAGGACUUGCAAAAUAAUCCUGAUCCUCACAUUCAACAGCAAUUGAGGAUAAGCUAUGAUGGAUUGAAGGAGGAACGACAGAGACAGAUAUUUCUGGAUAUCUCAUGCUUCUUCAUUGGUAAGGACAGAGAGAAGGCAACUCAUAUGUGGAAAGCAUGUGAUUGGUGUCCAGAACGUGUCAUUCCUGACCUUUGUAGUAGGUCUCUUAUUGACAUAGAUCAGCAUGGGGAGUUUUCAAUGCAUGAUGUCAUCCGGGAAAUGGGAAGGGAAAUAGUUCGUCAAGAAGCAGUCACCGAGUCUUGGAUGAGAAGUAGGCAGUGGAGUUCACAACAUAUAUUUCAUCUGCUUCGGCGGACGGAGAAAAACAAACGUGUCAAAGGGAUCGUGCUUCCGAAGAGCAGAAAUGAUUUUGAAGAUAAUGAAAGACGCUUCAGCGCCCAGUGCUUUGAACUAAUGCAGAGUCUGAGGAUCCUUCAUCUUGAGGGUGUAAGCUUUCAAGGCAAUUUCAAGCAUUUCCCUAGAGGUUUAAGAUUGUUGGUAUUGGAAAACUGUGGCUUCACUUCCCAGCCACAUGAUUUUGACAUUGAGAAUGUCGUGGUGCUUAAUAUGUCCGGCUGCAGUUUCAUGGCUGAAUGUUUCACUAAUAAAGUCUUAAAGGGAAAAGUGGUACUCAGUAAUUUGAAGUUUCUCAAUCUUGCUCGGACGCAAAUAUCUAGCAUUCCUGAUUUUACCAAUGUUCGUUGCCUCGAGCAACUGAUACUUUGUGACUGCACAAAGUUAACUGACGUUCACGAAUCUAUUGGGGCACUGAAGAGCUUGUUGAGCUUGGACCUAGGAGGAUGUAAGAUUCUGAGCAAAAUACCAGAUUCUGUUUGCGAAUUAAGUUCUCUCAAGUCUUUUGAUCUCCAUCAAUGUGACAAAGUUUUGUCUUUGCCUGAAAGUCUAGGGAAUAUGACUUCACUGGAGAAGCUUUAUCUUGACAUGACAAACAUUGAAAUCUUACCUGAUUCAAUAGGAAGUCUUACAAGUCUUCGAGUUCUGUCUUUGAAACAUUGCAAGCUGAAAACAUUGCCUGCUUCCCUUCAAAAUUUAUUAUGUUUACAACACCUGAUAGUUGAGCACACUUUGGUGAACGGUUUAGAGAACAACAUUUAUUACACUGAGGAAUCAGUUGAACUGCAUGCCUCAUCCAUCGAAUUGCUUGCUAUACUACCAAACUUCUUUUGUAGAAGAAUAUGCAGACUUAUUUUAACUGAUCGUACAAACAAUAAGCUGCCAGAUUGCGUGGAAAAUAUGAUCAAUCUUACCUCAUUGGAGUUGCACUGCCAAGCGCUCAUUAAAUUUCCUCUCUGCAUUGGCUUACUGAGAAGAAUUAAGGAACUCAGGUUGGACUGUAGAGACCUUGAAAGUUUACCCGAGUCUAUUGGUAGACUCAAGAAACUUGUCACCUUUGAAAUUUUCUCCGACAGUCUGAAAGUUCUUCCCGAUUCACUCGGAGGAUUAGAAAGUCUUGAAGUCUUGCUCAUCGAUUGCUGGAGUUUAAAAUCUCUACCUAGCAGUAUCAGACAUCUGGAAAAUCUUCAAACGCUUCUGUUGUGUAGCCGGUACCUCAGUGACUUGCCUGCUUCAAUCAGUUAUCUGGGAAGACUUCAAAAUUUGUUGUUAAGACGUUGCCGUAGUCUGCACAAGCUAUCAGUUCCCCCCCUACCGCAGCAGGAAAGUCUGCAACAUUCUGCUUUAUCUCAGCCGGUCUCGUCAAAGAGACCAGAACAGAGUGGGCAUGGUUCAAUUCCGCAACUUUGCUCUUCCUUGGUCUGUCUUGAAGCUUCUUACUGCACAGAACUGCGAGAAAUAAACGUUUCAGACUUCCAAUCAUUGUUGCACCUGGAUCUUCGAGGUUCUAAUUCCUUACCAGACAUCCAUGGUCUGGAAAAUAUUUCGAACAAUUUGAAAAGCCUUGUUGUGCCCACUCCAACAUGGGCCCGUAACGUCAACUUCAAAAAAAGAUCUUUCAAGAGUCCACAAUUUCCACGCUUGCUUAUGUUUGCCAUGGAAUGUACUACAAGAUAUACCAGACGUAAUCCAUUUUUGCCCGAGCUCAUUCUUCGUUGUGUCAAGGACUUUGAAGUUAGCCGAACAUUUGCGACGUCGUGGGUUCCACAAGGGGAUCUGACUUUAGAGCUUCCAAAGGUUCCUCACGCCGCCAACCGCUGCUUGAGCAACGCGCAGUUCACCUUCGAUGGACUGACCUCUCCCAUCUUGAUAUCAGUCAUCGCAGACGACGGCAGUCUCGCGUUCGAGACCACAAGACAUCUGGUGGACAGUAGCCUGAACUUAGGCGACGACGAUGAGAUCAUCUUGCGAUUAAGAGAUAUUGCUUCUGCCAGCAUCAAAGUGACACCAGAUAUAGAAUCGAAGAUUACUGAAUUUUCUGCCUCUUUUGAAUGGGAGACGAAGAGGCUCGAUGAUAUGGACUAGCUAGCUGCACCAUUUCAGCUUCAGCACUUGAGUUAAUAAAAUAUGACCAUCUUGCCUUUGUCAUGCGUAGAUAAAAUAAGUUCUUACUUUGAAAUACUUUUGAUUCUCUUUUCUAUGUAUUCUCGAUUCUUCUUUGCUCAAGAUUAACAGCGCUACAGUACUUGAUAAAGAUCCUUUCUACUUUUUCUUGGGCCUGAUU